GUGGAUGAAAGCCCUGUAUAGUCCUGUUUUGUUCUUACCUAAUGCAUUUGACAUGUCCCAAUAUUUGCUUCUGUACUUUCCUCCGGGAGCUUCUCGAAGUUUAUGAGGAACAGAGUGAAUAGCUCCAAAUCAAAGCCUCCUAUUCAAUAAGGAUCAGCUCUUGGGAUUUAGACUUGCUGAGACGCUGGGAGAUUAACGCUGGAAAUGCGUAUACAACGACUCGUCUGGGUUUUUUUUUUCUCUUGUGUGGUUAUUACACUGAUAUUGCGAGAGAGCGUAAUUUAUCGUUGAAGCGAUGUGGCAUUCGUGUUUACACCACCUACCAGGCUAUUGAGAAGUUGAGACCAUUUAGAUGCUCAGCGCAGAGGGCUUGAAGGAGUACUUCUGUAAAUUUGGCGAGGUAAAGGAGUGUAUGGUGAUGCGGGAUCCCGUUACCAAGCGGUCGAGGGGAUUCGGGUUUGUAACAUACGCAGAACAAGCUGGUGUGGAUAAAGUUUUGGCGCAAAACAGACACGAGCUGGAUUCUAAAACGAUCGACCCAAAGGUGGCGUUUCCCCGUCGAGCCCAGCCUAAGCUGGUGACCAGGACAAAGAAGAUCUUUGUCGGAGGACUGUCAGUCAAUACCACCAUCGAAGAUGUGAAGCAAUACUUUGACCAGUUUGGAAAGGUCGAUGAUGCCAUGCUCAUGUUCGACAAAACAACUAACAGGCACAGAGGCUUCGGCUUUGUCACCUUUGAGAAUGAAGACGUGGUGGAGAAAGUGUGCGAGAUCCACUUCCACGAGAUCAACAACAAAAUGGUUGAGUGUAAGAAAGCCCAGCCCAAGGAAGUGAUGUCACCAACGGGCUCAGCCAGGGGGCGUUCCAGAGUGAUGCCCUAUGGCAUGGACGCCUUCAUGCUGGGCAUCGGUAUGCUGGGCUAUCCAGGUUUCCAGACUACUACCUACACCAGUCGCAGUUACUCUGGCAUUGCGCCUGGUUACACUUACCAGUUCCCUGAAUUCCAUUUAGAGAGGACCCCCCUCCUGACAUCAUCCCACCCCCCUGAGCUGGCAGCCAUUCCCUUGACUGCAUAUGGACCAAUGGCAGCGGCAGCGGCAGCAGCAGUAGUUAGAGGCUCCACCCCGUCUCGUACAGCUGGCUUCUUGGGCACCAGCAGCCCUGGGCCAAUGGCUGACCUGUAUGCUGCAGCCAAUCAGGACUCAGGAGUCAGCAGCUACAUCAGUGCCGCCAGCCCCGCCCCCAGCACAGGGUUCGGCCACGGUCUAGGAGGUCCUCUGAUUGCUACUGCUUUCACUAACGGCUACCACUGAGAAGACUCAGGUCACUGAAGAUGGGCGGAGUUCUCCUCUGCUGAUGAGCCAAUCAGAAUGCUGGGUGCCCAUGGCGGCACAGCGUGAUUGGCUGCCACAGGCUCUACUGGGGUCCUGGCUCCUUGCGACUCCACCCACCGACUGAAGAUCUUUUUAAAUCCUGAACUCUGUUUUGCUGUACUAAUCUCACUUCACCAUAAUGUCCCCCCUGUCUCUCCUGUUCUUUUGUCCUCAUAUAGGCUAAUACCUAGAUUCCCACUGUCCUUUCCUUUGAAUUUUUCUGCAGCUUGAAAAAGAAAACUGCAAAAAAAAUCUCUCUGAGGAAACGUUUGUCAUUGUGUUCAUGACAAGUACACAGAGGACUCUGUUUUUGCUUACUAUUUGAGUUUUUUUUUUUUUUGUAUUAUGUUAUUUUAUUUCAAUGUGAUAUGUUGUUUCAUCAUGAAUCCUUGAAAUCUGUUACUGAUGUGAGCAGAGAGAGAUGUAAUGCUGUGCAAGGUGGGGCGUCUUUGUCUAAAAGGAACCCAACCAUUUUUAACAGAGGAAGAACAAAAUCCAACAACACUCAAAUUCCUUUUUUAACUCAAGUGUCACGGAAACACACACAAAAAAACUAAAAUGUAUAUUUUGGUAGUCUUUAAAAACAAACCUUUGUAAUAUUGUUAUUAAUAUUGACGGUAAUAAUGAUAAUCUGUAAGGUAUUUUAUUCUGUAAUUGGUUUUAAAGCAAUGUUUUUAUGUCUUCCUGUAAGAUAUUGUAUAUAGAUGUUGGGAUGAGGGGAGGGUUGCGGGGUGGAGGGAUUACUGAACCAGUUGGCAUGUCUUUUGUUGGUUUGGAAAGGGUUAAAGGUACUGACAGCAAUUGGACAGGGUGCCAUCAACAACUACGAGUGGUCAUCUCACCAUUUUUCUCAGUAUGCAUACAAUAUUUGUGUGUAUGCAUGCGUUCCAGGCUUGUCUGCGUUACAAGUGGCCAUUCCAGCAUUGCCUCGGCACAGUGCUGUUUACUAUAGUUCUUAAUAAACUGUCUGGCAUAUCCACUUAUCCAGUUAAAUGAUAACAUCGAUCUUGUCACAAAUUCAUCACUCACUUACUUGACUCUUGGAAAAGCAACUAUGACUGUAUUAAUUUAUCACUGGACCAGAUUUCUUUAUGUAUUACUGAAACCUGGUCAACAACCGAAAUAGUCAUAAUUAGAGAAAAACAUUCAGUUUAAACUCAUAUCCCAUCCUAAUCUGGAAUAAAUGACUGACCAAGGAAGAAAUAAGACCCUAAAGGAGUUUUUAGGGCAACGAGGAAUCAGGGGGGGUUUAUGGGUUUUGGGGACUGACUUGACUACCGCUUUUUGGAAAGGAUUAUAUAUUAUAUUUUUUGCGCAGUUCACUUCAUAAUGUCUUUGUCUCUCUCUCUUCUUUGUUUUUGUUUUUGUUUUUCGCCAUUCUUUUAUACGGUGUUAUCGACCGUGAAAACAAAUGAAGGACAUUCUCAGAGAAGCAGUUCUAGAAAAAACAUCACGAUCAUGUUUUGUCCUGUUAUCACUAUUGAAGGUGCAUGUGCUUGCGUCUGAGCGUGUGUGAGUGAGUGUUUGUGCGCAUACAUCAAGGUGUAAUAUGGAACUACUUUUGGCAGCGAAGGAGCAUUUCGAUUGCCAUUUUUUUUGGUACUGAAAAGAUUGCCUGGUUCCAUUUUGGUUCACUGGCCCCUCUCCCCCGUGCCUCCUCCCCAUUUCACAUGUAAUGGUUAUAUUCUUAUGUUUUGUGGUCUUCUGGAUCGAACAUGUUGUUUAUACACAGUUGCUGCUCAGUGUAAUGAUGACCAGUGGGGUUGGGUCAAGGAACCAGACAUGGAACAGGGCCUGCUCCCAGUCAGUUCUGAUGGAGGCUGUCUGCAUGGAAAACACUGGUUGGCAGGGAGGAAAUUGCUGGAACAAAUUUCGACAUUUGGGGGGGGAAAAAAACGGUUUUCAUACAGAUUUGGGUUGCUCGGUUGUGUAAAUCUCCUGCAACCUGUUACACCACGCAGUGUGGGUCUGAAAUAACUCCCUGACCUGGCCAGCUAGUGCCUCUCUCAAACUGCCUGGGACACGACAUAAAACUACUGCUGGACACCAACACUGUAACUUUUUAACUUACAAUAAAGCAAUAAGUUAUUUUUUACCUUACAAAUGAAAAUAAUACUAUUAUUGGUAAUAGGAGACGACGUAUUGAUAAUUCUGCGGCAUUAAGACUUAUUUUCAGAAAAAAAAAGAAACUAUAUUUUUCUGUUUUCAGAUCUUGUUCCCCAUGUACAUUGAUUUUAAUGAUGUUGUUUUGUUUGUGCUGAUGUCAGGAAAAGGGCCAAUGCUUUGAAUGGAGCUUGAAGCUCUAAAUGAGCUCUUGAACAACAGUUAAACUAAACUGAUUUGGGCUGUUCCCCACCAAGCUUUAUCACAAUGCUUUUCUUUUUUUUUCUUUGUUUUUCUCUGGAAAUUUCAAUUUAAAAAUUCCUAAUAAAUUAUUCUAAAGCA
Myripristis murdjan (pinecone soldierfish) is the source of this 3817-nucleotide messenger RNA. Its product is annotated as RNA-binding protein Musashi homolog 1-like. Gene Ontology annotation, molecular function: mRNA binding. Bases 353 to 1312 code for a protein of 319 amino acids. Gene Ontology annotation, cellular component: cytoplasm. Gene Ontology annotation, biological process: regulation of translation; central nervous system development. The transcript has 13 exons. The record is from RefSeq and is a predicted model, not a curated record. Lineage: Eukaryota; Metazoa; Chordata; Actinopteri; Holocentriformes; Holocentridae.